This is a messenger RNA of Diaporthe amygdali, 3300 nucleotides long. RefSeq lists its product as uncharacterized. The record is from RefSeq and is a predicted model, not a curated record. The coding region runs from base 1 to 3300 and encodes 1099 amino acids. Lineage: Eukaryota; Fungi; Ascomycota; Sordariomycetes; Diaporthales; Diaporthaceae. The transcript has 8 exons.
AUGUCGCCUCCGACGCCCGCCGAAGCAGCCGCUGUAGCUCGGCAAUUUGACAUAGAGGCAUUUACUUUUCUCGCUGUUGCCUCCUGCAUGACGAUUCUGAGAACUUAUAUCCGAGCAAGAGCGGUGGGCCUCAAGGCUCUUCAGUUGGAUGACUACUUUGUCUGGCUCGGAACAAUAUUCCAUGGAGUUGAGACAGGGAUGGCGUGGCUUGUGACCCAUCAGGUUCACGGCCUUGCCAACAACGGUUUAACGGAAGCCCAACGGCUAUCGCUUUCCCAGACCAGCCCCGAGUACAGCUUGCGUGUCACGGGCUCUAAAAUCCAACUCGGCGGUUGGACAGCCUACUCGGUGUUGCUAUGGGCACUCAAAACCUCGCUGCUGUUUUUGUAUACGCGGUUGACGACCGGUCUUGGUCGAGGUUACCAGAUUCGAGUCAGAGUCGGCUUUGCCUUCAUCGGUGCAAGCUGGCUACUGCUCAUUUUGACCAUCCUAUUUGAGUGCCAUCCAUUUCACAAGAAUUGGCAGAUCAAUCCGGAUCCAGGAAGCGUCUGCCAACCUGCCGUCUCACAACUGGUGAUCAUCAUUAGCCUCGUGAUGAAUGUUACCACUGAUCUAUACCUCAUCUCUAUACCGCUUCCGAUGCUUUGGGGGUCGAUGCUCAAGCCAUUGAAAAAGAUAGCCUUGAUGGUGAUCUUCAGCAGUGGUCUCUUCGUCAUUGCAUGCGCUAUGAUCCGCUCUAUCCUAAUGCUGACAGACCCCGUCAAUGGGGCUCAAUUAGCCGGGUCAUGGUCUAUCAGGGAGACCUUUAUCGCCGUGGUGACGACCAAUCUUCCCGUUGUUACCCCCUUCCUGACGCACAUCGUGGCGCCUUAUCCCUGUUAUUUCCUCAGCUCGAUGCGGUCCAGCAAAAAGAGCAGCUCCAACCAGCACAACCGGGAUAUCCGCACCUGGGGCCAGAGAUCGCUAUCACAAGACCAGCGCCAGCGCCGAGGCCCUCCCACAGCAAACCCUAUCACGAACCUUGAGUGUACUGAGAGCGAAGAGCGUAUGAUCGAGCUACAAGAGCGGAACGCGGCUUCCGUAGGGAGCAAAUCUCAAACGGUGCCUGGGUGGAGGGUUCCGAGCAACAAGACGAACGCAAAUGAAAUCGAUGUGGAGAUUGAGGUAUCAGUCACUGAACAAGCUCGUCACGACGUGGAGAUGGGAAUGUCCUCAGAAUUCAGGCUUCCGCCAGAAGGCCAUUUUGCCUUCGCGCGGGGACCAGAGCAAGAUAAUUUCAGAUUUGGACAAAACGCGGUACAGACGCGCUCAACACCACACCCCAGCUUCGCCUUUCUUGAAUCCUUCACACUCGCCGCUCCUUUCACUUCAUUCGAGGCCAUGGAGAUUCCUACUUAUCAUCUCCGCGAUCCUAAAAUCCCUCCUAUAUUACGUCUUCCUUCUCAUGUCCGACAUCGUAUCUACCUGCAUGCUGGUCUAGUCCUGCCCUCGCAUACCGGGUAUUCUGAUGCGUUUGACCUGAGCCCAAGCUACGAUAACUCAAAAUAUCACGGCUUUAAUGGACUGCUUCGCUCUUCCCGCAUCAUCUACACUGAGGUAUCGACUCUGUUAUACUCUUCCAACGAUUUCUUCAUUCGUUAUUGGAACCAGCGGUCGCUCGAAGCUUUGCGGAACCUGACUCCACAUUCACUUUCAAAACUCACACGUCUGAAAAUAAUUCUCAACGAGGCGUCCUGUCCCUCAUCAAAUGGGGGCGGCGUCGUUCCGUGGCAGACCAAGGGAGAUCACACAGACAUGCUUACCGAGUGUGACAGCGACGGACGCUUGAAGAGUCGCGAUAUACCCCUCAACAGUCGACAACCGCUGGCUGAAGCGCUAAUUGAUGCAUGGAAUGCAAUAAUUGACCAUCUCGCCUUAUGUAUUACUCCGAACAUCCUUGAGCUAUGCGUGGUCUGCGAUGUCCACCCCGAAGACAUCGAGAUUGCCAAGCGAGUAGUCAACCCGCUGGCCAGCCUGCCGUUGCUCAAGAACUGUCACCUUCGGCUAUGUAGAACCCCAACAGCUGCUCUUAACGAAUUGGCGAGGUCCACAGUCUUGCAGGUCCGGGGAAUUUCUGACGUACAAGCCUCGCUCGUACCAGCGCUUGGACAAGAUAUCUCGCGUCCCUCGCGCCCCGGCUUCCCAACUGCCUCGGGUUCCCGACUCUUGGCGCUCCCUCAAGAGCUGCGCUUUCGUAUCCUCGAGUUCACGGACCUCAUUACUCCCUGGAAGGAGGUUACAUGGAGCAGACAGCACAAAGGCUUCAUAGAGAGUAAAACUUUCUGCUUCCCUCUAGACGCCCGGGGAGAAGAGUGUCCUCCUCACAAACACCACGGCUGUCAGUUUCACAAUUGCUGGGAAACAUACCCUGAACGGUCUCUUGGUUGCUUCUGCCGCAUCAAGCACUCUGCCUUUUCGUCGGGUUGUAAAUGCUGGGCGCCACCGCAAAACCUUUUCCUCAUCUGUCGCUCUCUUUAUGUCGAUUCCCAGGUCGUAUUCUAUUCAGGCAACAAAUUCGUCAUACACGACUUCAAUUUCGACCCGCCGUGGGAAUUACCCUCGGAGACACAAUUAUAUCCAUUCCCUCGCCUCGCAGCAAGCAUCUUUCUCAGGGAGAUUGUGCCUGAAAGCUGCCUACGUGAAUUACGAUCUGUCGAAUUCGUCUUUCCGCCCUACCACCACGAAGACUGGCCUCAGGAAGGACAAGCAGCCCAUGAAGACUGGGCCCGGACGAUAGAGUGGGCUAGCAAGAGACUUUCUCUGCCGGCACUUACUAUUCGUCUUGCUAUGUCAUAUCCAUGUGAAUGGGACAUACCCAAACACCGUAGAUUUAUGACAACAGGGCAGGGUGAGGAGAUCUUAGCGGCCUACACGCGUAUCCUUGCCCCUCUUGUCUCGCUUGGCUCAGACGGCCUGGCCAGGUUCUACGCCCGCUUGAUGUGGCCGUGGAGGUAUACAGACGAGAUAAUGGACGCGUGCGUGAUUAAGGGCUGGAAAUGGGUCGAGGCUGUUGAAAAGGUGAUGAAAGAUCGUGCUGAGCGGUUGGUCAUGGGCGAUCGGUAUCACUCCUUGUUCGAUGGUGAUGGCGAGCCUCCAGAUAGCUUAUGGGACCCUUUCAGCCUACCAGGCCGGAGCGCGACUGCCCAGGUGUACCAGAAGUCAGGAAAGCCCGAGAAGGUGUUCUACUGGCAGCUGGCGGGAUUUAGACCCAAAAUCACGGGCCUCCGCUCUCGCAAAUUGGCUACACCGGCGGUUGUUUAA